This is a messenger RNA of Dimorphilus gyrociliatus, 1075 nucleotides long. NCBI's taxonomy places the organism in Eukaryota, Metazoa, Annelida, Polychaeta, Dinophilidae. The record is from the annotation of a GenBank genome assembly.
UAUGAUUCUACUUGGUAGUACAGUGGGUUUAAAUAAGAUGGUUCAAAAUGGUGUUAGAGGGGCAUCUGCAUCGGCAUUCUUUCGUUCAUUACAUAUACUAUAUAAAAAUUUUCCUGUUCUUGAAAGUGAAAUUUGCAGAAUGAUAAUAAGCAUUGUAACCGUUCAUGUACAUUACUCGAAACAUCUAGUAGAUUUUUUGAAUGGAUUGAAAGCGAUAUCAGCUGAAAAAAGAGACGUUAUUAACUGCUUACAAGAGAAUAUUAAUAAUAUUGAUACUGAACGUUUAUAUCAGAAUGGAAAAUUACAACAUUACGCUUAUAUAUUAAAUUACGUUUGUCAAGAAUCUUCUAUAAAGCUACCUUUAUUCUUUAUUGGGAAAAUAUUACAAUCGAGUAAAUCGUGCUCUUGGAGCGAUGGCUGUACUCUGUUAUCUGUAUGUAAGGAAAUGAUAAUUAAUAGGGUUAAUGGAGAUUACAACGAAGAUAUAUUAAAGAUUCUUCUAUUUAUUUGUGAGAAUUAUGACGAUACUGAUAUAAGAGAUAGAGCAAAAUUUUACUAUGAACUAUUAACGUCACUUACUAUUGCUAAGUUAAGAAAAUUGUUCGAUAUGUCUGGUGAGGAAAAAACUGACCAAUUAGCGGAAAUUGUCUUAAAAAAAUCUGAACCUUUAUCGGCCUAUACUUUUGCCGAAUCAAGUUUUGAACUUUUACGACAUGAAAGGUUAAUGCCUCAACGAACUAUAUACACUGACGUUCAAGAGGAUAAAGAAUGUUCUUUUGAUAUCAAUGAAUACCAACAAUUUACAAGCGACGUUGGCUCAGCUUAUUGUGUUCAACUACAAUUUUCUACGCCAACAUUCUGUUCUAUUAUCGAAGAUGUUAAAAUUUCACAUUUGACAAUGAGUAACGAAGAGUCUAAAACUGAAAAAUACUUUGCCUUUGUUCUUCCCGACUGCAAGCAUUUGUUUCUUAGAUUAGAAAUUGUUGGAGGAUCCUAUGUGGCUCAUAGCGUUACUGAUUCUGAAAGCAUCUUAGGACAUUUGGAAAGUUUCCUUAGUUCUAUAUUUGAGAUAUAA